UGAGAGAGAGAGAGAGAGACCUAGUGACUGAGCGCUGCUUGCUUCUUCUGGGAGUCUGCAGACAUGCCAGCAUUAUUUUUGAAGGAUUUCUUUUCUGCUGGCUGUGUCGACUAAAUAUGGCAUGUACAACGUUCUGAUGCAGAGACUAUGACCAGUGAGGCUUAAUGUUUCCACCCCUGCGAGUUAAUAUUAGUCCCGCAGAACCAGUGCCGUCUCCAGCUCUUUGUACAUGGCAACAAAGACAUAACCGGGUAAGAAAGGCCGGGGAUCUUCUUGCUGAUGUGACAGAUGGCGGUGUAUUGUGGAAUGGCUUCCUCUGAUUCCCCUCCUUUCCAACCAGAAGAUCAGAAGGGAGAGGAAAUUGAGCUCCGCUUGUCUAGCAUGGCUGUGGGUCAUACAGUGAGGAAAGAAGAGAGUGUGGUACAAGGGGCAUCCGCAUGUGAAAGUCAGCUAAAUGAGGAGGAACAACAAUCAAAACCAGAUGGCCAAUUGACUGAAGAAUUGGAGUCAUCUUCAGACGAAGAAUAUGGGGAAGAAUUUGACUUUGAUGAUAGUCUGGCUGAAGAAGAAGACAGAAACGAGCCAGAACUCAGUAUCCCACUAGAAAACACAGGCAAUAAUCAGGCUGCUGACACCAUGUCCGUGUCUGAAUCAGCGAAGUCUAUCCAAUCUCUGCAGGUUUCAGUCCCACCGAACUCCAUCCCACCUUCUAUAGUUCACACGAUAGAAACUCUGAGCUCGACAUCUCACCUCAAUAAUGUCAUGUCUUCCACAGAUUCAAUUGCACAUUCUACCAGCACAGACUCUGCUGCCAUAGCCUCUGGUUCAGGGAGUCUUUGCACUAUCCUGUGCAACAAAUCUAACAGCAGCUGUGAGACCGGCCUUGAAGAUUUAUCCUGGAAGGAAAACAUCCUAUAUAAGGCCCAGGCUGCCUCAGCCCCGUGUAAAUUGCCAGGUGUGGACGAUGAUGUGAUUUAUGAUGAUGUUACACAUGAAGACCAAUUUGUCCAGGGGCAGGUGCCCAUGGAUGAAUUGAUCUAUGAUGAUGUACAUCGAGAAGCAGGUUGCACCAGUCCGGCACAGCUUGAAGACGGUUGGAGUUCCAGUGAAUUUGAGAGCUAUGAUGAACACUCGGAUGAAGAAAAUAAACCAGGAGGAGAGCAGCAAAAAUCCAAAGCUGUCCUUCAGCCAAAGCUUUCCCCGGAUCUCAAUAGACUGAAGGAGAAGUACGCCAGGACUAAGAGAGAAUUCCUGGCCAUGAAAGUCAGGGGGAGAGACGUACAGGAGCUGAAACAGCGAUAUGACUGCAAGAUGCAGCAGCUAAUGAAGGCAGCAAGAAAUGGGACUAAAGAUGGGCUGGAGAAGACAAAAAAUGCUGUAAUGCGGAAAGUAUCGUUCCUUCAAAAGAGAGAGCCUCAAGAUCAGUAUGAAGAAGAUGAUGCUGGAUAUCUUGAUGUUCAGGUGUCGGACUCAAAACACCCUCCACCAGAGCUCAGUCCCAUGCCAGCAGGGCUGACCCCUCAACAGAUUGUGCGAAGGCAUAUAUUGAGCUCUAUUGUACAGAGUGAGCGGAGUUAUGUCGAGUCUCUAAAGCGGAUAUUGCAGGAAUAUAAGAAGCCAUUGCUAGAGGCGGAGCCAAAGUUGCUGAGCAUCAGAAAGUUGCGGGUGGUAUUUUACCGUCUGAAAGAAGUUCUCCAAUGCCAUUCGAUGUUCCAGAUCGCCCUGUCUUCACGGGUAGCUGAGUGGGAUGCCACAGAAAAAAUCGGAGAUCUUUUUGUAGCUUCAUUCUCAAAGUCUAUGGUGCUGGAUGUAUAUAGUGAUUAUGUGAAUAACUUCACCAAUGCCAUGGCGCUCAUUAAGAAGGCCUGUCUCACCAAACCAGCUUUUCUGGAAUUCCUGAAGCAGAAGCAAGCCUCCAAUUCCGACCGGAUAACACUUUACGGGUUGAUGGUGAAGCCAAUCCAACGAUUCCCACAGUUUAUUCUGUUACUUCAGGAUAUGCUGAAGAAUACGCCAAAAGGGCAUCCAGACCGGCUCUCAUUGCAGCUCGCUCUGACAGAGCUGGAAACGUUGGCAGAGAAACUCAACGAGCAGAAGCGAGUGGUGGAUCAGAUUGCUGAAAUUCAGCAGUUGGCAAAGAGCGUCGGAGAUCGCAACCUCAACAAGUUGCUAAGUUCUGGCCAGCGGCAGCUUGUCUUGUGUGAGACGCUAACUGAGACUGUUUAUGGAGAAAGGGGGCAGAUACUUAAAUCCAAGGAACGCCGUGUGUUCCUGCUGAAUGACCUGCUCAUCUGUGCCAACAUCAAUGUAAAGGGUCAGCCAGACAUUGGCAGCCUGGUUCCGGUAGGCCCAAAGUACACUGUGAAAUGGAGCACCCCACUACUGCAGGUUCAGGUUGUGGAGGUUGGCCUAGAAGGGAAAGGUUAUGACAAGGAUACGAUAAUCUUUCAGCAUCCAGGGAGUAAAAAGACCUCCUCUACCUCUCUAUCAAGUAAGAUUUAUAUGGGUCCUCCACGCCUUUACCAGGAGCUUCAGGAGUUACAACAGGAUCUGAUUGUUGUGAACCAGAUAUCACAGCUCAUAAGUACUCUUCAUGGCAUUUAUCAGAAUCUAAAUCUCAUUGUAGCCCAGGAUUGGACCCGAGCUCUCCAGAGAUUGAUCAGGAUUAAAGAGGAUGAGAUCCAAUCAGCAAACAAGUGUCGUCUCCGUCUGCUGUUGCCAGGGAAACCAGACAAGUCUGGAAGGCCAGUCAGCUUUAUGGUGGUAUUUAACACCCCGAACGCUCGCAGUAAAAUCUCCUGGGUGAAUCGGCUACAUAUGGCUAAAGUUGCACUAACUAAAGAUAACCAGCCUGGCUGGUUCUGUAUUGAGGAUGAUGGAAAAACAAAAGCACCGUUUUGGUGCCCUUUGCUUGCCUGUCGUAUGCCCAUGUAUGGUUCAAAAUGUCAGGACCUGAAACCUGAAGCAGCCCUUCACACUCCAGUGCAAUCAUCCCUACUUGGGAUUUCCAUUGCCAGUACCUGUCUGGCACAGGGAUAUCUUUGGAUUGGCAGUGGGCGAGAACAGGGGCUGGGGCAGGUUGAUCUUUUCUCCUUGAACAGAUCCACUCCCAGACAUGUCAAGUCCUUCCAGGCUAGCUCCCGGGUCUUGUGCAUGGAGUAUAUCCCUCUAAUCAUCCAGGAUGCAGACAAUGUCGAUUAUCCAAUGGAGAAACCUGGAGACAGUCCAAUUAUUGUAAUUGGACUUCAAGAUGGCAGUAUGGUGGGAUAUGCCAGUGUUGACAUGGCCACCCAGUGUUUGUUUAUAUUUAAAAGCCCUGGAGAGGUGCCUGUCGUGUGCCUCAAGCAUUUGCUGAACAUCUUGUUUGCAGGCCUGCAGAAUGGGACUGUCGCAAUAUACACCAGGACAAAUGAGGGAAAAUGGGAGUGGGAUACUCCCCGAUUGGUAAAAGUUGGGUCAGCUUCAAUCCAAUCUCUGCUGGCAGUGGAUGACAUGGUGUGGGCUAGCUGUCGGAACCAGGUCACGUUGAUCAACAUCUCUUGCUUCACUACACGGUGUUUUGAUGCCCACCCUGAUGACGAGGUGAACGUGACUCAUAUGAUGAAAGCUGGUGGUGGGGUGUGGAUGGCCUUCUCUGCAGGGUCCUCCAUUCGAUUAUUUCACACAGAGACUCUGGAACAUCUGCAGGAAAUCAAUGUUGUUCCACGCGGCACAUUCUUCACUCCAGGCCAAAGGAAUAUUUUGGUGACGUGUUUGCUGGUUUGCCAAGGGAUGCUCUGGGUUGGGACCAAUCAAGGAAUUUUGAUUGCUUUACCAGUAUCAAAACUUGAAGGAAUUCCAAAAGUAACAGGAAAGGGAAUGAUUUCUCUCAACGCACACUGUGGGCCUGUGGAAUUUCUGAUCCCCACCAUUGGCUCUUUGGACUUGGAAUUACUGAAAAGCGAGUCCACCGAGGACAUGCCUGAAUAUCCAGAAGGGAAUGGCAAAGAGGAUUCUUCCUCGCAGGAAUCCCUUCACGAGCAGCACAACCACCUGGAUAAGAAGCAAGGGAUCUCACUGCGUUACAACCUACGCUCCACUUCUCACUUGCCUGGUCAGUUACUGUCAGCACACGGCAGCGAGGCCCAGGCCACUGAGAGCUCCCUGGAGCACAGCAUUGAGGAUGGUUCCAUCUAUGAGAUAGUAGAUGACCCGGACGUGUGGGUUCGAAGCAGGUCUUCAGCCCGAGAGGUUGUCAGAAAGGAGAAGGUCAGCUCAGUUGCCAUUGCCUCUGGAGGCAGGGGCUACCAGAACUUUAACAGAGACUUCAAGCCGACAGUACACAACAAGAAUGAAAACACAUUGCUGAUUUGGCAGAUUCCACUGACUUUGUAGGGUUCUGACUUUGUACAGAUUUGCAUUUGUUGAAUGUGUCUACCAGAAGUACACUCUGUUAUAAGAUUGCACCAUGUUCAAUUGCGUCUGCAACUCUGAAUUUUGAAGAGAAAUUCCAUCUUACAAACAUGUUACAUGUUCAAUUGUCUGGAGGUUGUGCAUCUCUCAAGUGGUUAGCAUGAAGAUUUCAAAGCAUUCUAUACCAUUAUUAGGGCUAGCUAACCUAUUCACAUUUGGAACUCUUUUAAGGAAGACUCAGCUGUAACACUCUCUGCCCUACCUUUCUUGGGGUGAAUGGUGCAGGGCACAGAACGAUGGAGGCAAGGGUAUAUUGUGCCAUAGAUUUGCCUUUUCUUGCUCCCUUCCUCUUUUUGUAUUUCUUCCACUUUCUCAGCCCUAAGUCAUUAAGUUAUUGGGCCUGUGCUUGCUGCUUUAGAAAGGGAGGAAUGUUGAAGUCAUUCCCAGGUCACUUUUUCUCCUAAUUUUCUCACACCUUCCCACACCUCUUCUACAAAGGUGCAGACUCAUAUUGGGGUAAUGAAUCCAUGGGCGCUGGUCGCCCUUUGACACUGUGCCCAAGUGGCCACUCUUCAUAUGAGAACCUAGAUAUUGAAUGUCUUUAGGUUAUUUGAAUCUGGAGAGCACCAAAGCUGAACCCUAUCUGGUAUCCACACACACGUGCACUUUCCAGCAGAAAUCACUGGAUAAUAAUCGCAUCCCAUGGCACUCUCUCCCAGCCUAGGAAUGCUGAAGUCCAUCUUCCCGUGCCGCUAUUGCAUUCUACCUGGUUGGUUGGCUUACAAAUGGAAUAAGUGGAAGGACCCAGUCAGCUUCUUCAACCUUGCAGGAAAAAUAAUUGGGAGCAAUGUGAAAAUAAAGUUCUCUUUGGUGGAUGCAACUUGUGAGCUUGAUAACUCAGCAAUUAUGUUUCAAAUAUUUGUGCGUAUAUUUAAUUUUUGUAACAGUUCAACGGUUUGAAGACUGGUGCUGAUGAUCCUGGUCUCAUUUGACACAUGGGUGCGAACAGCCAGGUUAUAGAAUGUUUUACUUCAUCCUAAUCCCCUCUCUCUCCUAGUUGUAAAUAAUCUGCUAAAAGCUACACCUCCCAAGUAUGAAUUGUGACUUUUGUAUUCCUAUUAUUGGUGAGAUUACAAACCACUCUGAUAAGUCAUUAUCUUUUCCCGCACUCUCACCAGGGCAUUUAAUAACUUGACUGAGAGGGUAGACCCCCAAUGCUGUUCCACUGCUACUUUGGGGAAUUAUGUAAACAGCUGGAUGCUGAGACUUGCCCUUGUUCUCAUACUCUGGCGGGUGUGCGGCAUCCUUUCAGAAUACCCCUAUAUCAUUAUGGCUAUAACUAAAAAUGCAAUGGGCAGAAAAUUACAAGUUCCAACCUACUUUCUAACACUGGGUACUGCCAAAUAUUCACCCAUGUUAGAUUUAACUUCCCAAAAUCAAAGGUUACUCAACUGACAGGAAAAUAAAACUGUUUAAGAACGACAAACUUGGCAAGAAAACGAGGACUCAUUAUCUUUUCAAAUAGGAAGAUAUCUCAUGACUUUUUUUUGCUCUCCCCUAAUGAUCGCCAAAGUGUACAUCAGGGUAUUUCUGUACAGUCUCCUGCACUUUGACACUAGCAGACAAAUAUUUGUGUGCAGUCUUUGAAAUGGAAUCUGAUGAAGGGAAUACUUGUAUUUAUGGUGUAAAAUACUAGUUCUUGUUGCUGGAAAUAGUUGUGAUCUCCAAGAAAAGGGCAGAGUAAGAAUGUUGCAUGAUUAUUGACGCUAUCAUUUGGGAAUCCUUAGUCUGGUUUUGGAACCAUGUAACUGCAGAGGUUUACAGCACAGGAGACCAUUUUGCCCAUCGUCUGUGCCAGCUAUUUACUAAUGACAUAUUGCCACAAUAUGUAAAUAUUGACUCCUUCGAAGCCAUAGCAAUUGGUUUUUACUCAGGGUUUAAGAUCCCCCAAAACAGAAGCUGUUCUUGCAUGCUGAAAGUCAAAACUUGUAUUUGAGGGGAAUAUUUCACUAUUCUGCAAAUCGUACAUCUUCUGGUCCUUCAGCCACACUUUUCCUGCCAAGGGAGCAUAGAACAACAUUGUUCCAUGUCCCUCUGAUUGCAGGUGGUCAUUUAGUUUCCUACCCUUCUCUCCAAUACCAUAUUUCAGUAUCCAUGGGACACUAAUUCCAAAAGAAACUAAUUUGGACCUAAUAAAACUCACUCAAUCAGUCAAAACACUGAGCUGCAACCAAUCCCUGGGACUGCUCAAAUCCAUCCUUGUGGAAAUUAGACUGUUCAAUCAUUAAAGAUCCUCUACUUAGAACCUGAA
This is a messenger RNA of Carcharodon carcharias (great white shark), 6703 nucleotides long. Its product is annotated as rho guanine nucleotide exchange factor 10-like protein. The record is from RefSeq and is a predicted model, not a curated record. Gene Ontology annotation, cellular component: cytosol. The transcript has 29 exons. Bases 289 to 4374 code for a protein of 1361 amino acids. Lineage: Eukaryota; Metazoa; Chordata; Chondrichthyes; Lamniformes; Lamnidae. Gene Ontology annotation, biological process: SREBP signaling pathway; actin cytoskeleton organization; positive regulation of stress fiber assembly. Gene Ontology annotation, molecular function: guanyl-nucleotide exchange factor activity.